ACAAUGACGAGGAGCAGCCCGCGCUUGAUGGAGCGCCGGCGGACGGAGGUGAUUGCGCGACGAGUAGACAUAUUUGAAAACGAAUCCGCAUUUCUGUAGACAGUGACGUUAGUGUCAGAUUGGCUUUAUGCAUCCAGUCUCUUGAAGAAAGCCUAUCUUCGAAGAAGUUACUUGCCUCAACCUUGAGGGAUGUUCUACAGCUACGAUGUACUACACCCCCGGAAGGGCAAGUUGGCGGUCGUGUGGCUGGCUGCUACGGGUCGCUUACAGUUCAAAAAGCGACAGGAUAGGAAUUUCAAGGAAGCCAUGGGCGUCAAAAUUUGCAGGACCUGUGAUGAGAUACUUCGGUAUGUAGUGUUGAAGAAAGUGACAUCACUUGGUAAUGAAAAAGGCCGGUUCUCACUUUACUUGUCAACAAUGCUCAUGUAUGGAACUGUCAUGCUAUACAGGCGACAGGUACACUUCUUAUUAGAUGAAGUCAUGGGGACAUACGAGAAGUUGCAACAUCAAAGUGCACUACUUUUAGAUCUUGAUACUAGUUCUGGAGGACAUUUGCGAGUCACAAUGCGGGAGCCCUUGAUGGCAGACUAUAUGAACCUGGAUUGGACCCUUUCGACCCUCCCGUCUUUGCCAACCUUGGAUACUUCUGUCACCACUCCAAGAAAGAGAGACACUACUUCAACCUCACCAUCCGCUGAGAUAGAGACCAUGAGACUUGAAGUCGUUACAGAGUUUACAGGAGACAUUGAUGCUCAUACUCUGUUGGGGGAUUGGAUAGAGACUCCCACCAGAGCACGGCCAGAGGACAUAACACUUCGAGAGCAAGACCUGACUACCACAAGUACACAACCAUUUGCUCUACAGAUCCCUGAGUUGCAAGAGGAGCAGCUCUUGGGACCUACUGAUUUAGGCCCCCCAUUUUUGCUCGAGGGUCCUUUGGCAGAACUACCCCUAGUCCCUACUCUUGAGAAUGUGACUAGACAGCUAGACCUUGGUGGUCAGGAGACAGGAGGCAAGAAGUCUGAUGAGGAACCUGAGAAGACCAAAAGUCCUGAGAAAGAACAAGCAUUGAUCACAGGAGAGCAGGAACUAUCUGAGAUGCCACCACCUGCAGACAAACAAACAGAGGAUACACAUAGGGAGGAUCAAAUUGUGUCUCAUGUGGAAGAGACACCUAGUGGCCAGCCAACUGUCCCUCAGGCUGAACUCAAAAGAAAACGUGGAGCUCCAGAGCCUACUGUAGAAGAAACACCAGCUAUAGCCCCUCAGGCUCCGCCAACACGUCCUGCUGACACAUCACAGAUCCAUCUAGAACCAGUUGAAGGUCAUAAAACUAAAAGAGGUCGUAGGAAGCGUAAGGCCAGAAAAUUGAUAAUUGAUGAUGUUACACAGAUUUCACGAGAAAGCAUCAGAGAACAGGCCACCAGCUUCCAUGAUACUAUGAGGCAUCAGCUUGCUAGUGAAGAUAAAGUACAUGUACAGUGGUGGGAGAAAAUAAUUCCUUGCAAUCAGCUUCUCACCCAAGUAAGCCACCGACCCAAGAUGGCUGGAGCCUUGAAUGCUCUUUUGUCUCGUGGUUAUCAUUCAGAUCCUCUGAACGAACACUGGGAUUUUCAACACCCUGUUAGAAGGCAGUUACAGCUACCAGAUGACAGUCUCGAGGGUGCUCGUUUUGGUUGGAGCAUAGUGAGUGAGGAUACUCUUUUCCUCCCGGAUGCAUCCUCUCUGCUGUCUUCUAACUUGGAGUCCUCAAGAACAUCUGGAAGUCGAAGCAUGUUACGAACACCAAAUGUCAGUCAGGUGGAACCUGUGCAGCAGGAACUUGUUCAGCUUCUCCCUAUUCAAGAAGAACAGAUUGAUGCAGAAAGGCAGAGUGUUUCAGUUGACCAGGCUUUACCUCUGCAGGAACAACCACGGGUUGAUUAUCCUGCUGUUGAAAAUCUAGAUAUGAUACAGCCUAUACCUCAUUCAGUAGGUCAUCCACCCUCUGAGGCUAUUCUGUCAGAGUCGACCAUCCUCAGACCUACAAUAGAAGUAGAAUCCAUAGAAGUCAAGCAUGUGGAAACUAGUAGAGAUUCUCAUGCAAAGCACUCUAGUAAGACAGCUAGGCUUGUUAGUGAGGACAUUAGAGCUGCCACACCCCCUGGAGCAUACCCAGCUGUGAGGAGCCAGAUGCUACCUCCUUCCACACCCUCACCACGACGUCCUAUUGGAUCUCCUCAGGUUGCUUGUGAAGUUGUUACUGUUCAGGCUGAUGUACACCAUAUCCCUGCACAUAUGGACAGAAUAUCUGCAGUACCAUUCUCCUCUGAAGAUUUAGAAAUUUUUCCAAUACCUGCCACUGGAGAGUUUGAGGUAAGAGAUGUGGCACCUCAGCUGAUAAGUGGUGGACAGCUCCCAGAAGAGGCAUUCCAAUCUGAGGCACAGCAACAGCCUUCUGAUGUGUCUUUGGCAUACAAACCUCCUGGACCAGUUGUUGGUGAGGAGUCCUUCAUUCCAGGCACUGUUACCCCAAUAAGGCAUCCUUCAGCUCCUCCUAGGAGUGUUGUGACACCAGAUCUUUCACAGCUGUCUCGUUUGGAUACUGAGAAGGAGGUGCUUAACAUCAUAGACAAACAUACAAGUGGGAUUCUUAUUACAUUUACUGACCUGCUGCCAGAGAUACCUACCCGAAAGUCUGUGGUCAGUGUGUUCUCUACUCUACUAGAGCUACAUAAGAAGCGGUUCCUGUCAUUGAGUCAAGAAAAUAACUACGAUGUCAUAUACAUUGAGCGCCUGUGAUAGCAUUGUCUGGAAAUCCUGAUAGCUGAUGGAAUUGCUGCAUGUGAAAUGUAAACCGUUUAUCAACCUUGAAAACAAUAGUUAUAGAAUAGCUUUUAUGAUAUUGCUUUAUUUUAAUAGAACUAAUGUAUUAGUCUUUAACCACAUAAUAUUAUUUCUUAAAUCUUUAUCUUACUUCACAAAGAAUUGAUAUGUGUAUUUUGUAAGUUCCAAUUAAUUAGUAUAUAUGAAAUUCCAUAUAUGUAUGAUGAGGAGUUAAAUUAUGUUUUGUAACCUUAAUAGAAUUUGGAUGCUAAAAGUGCUGAAACUUUUUUGAAUGAAGUUCUAUUCUGUCUUCUUUUUCUGUUCUCUUUUAAGGUUUUCUUUUCCUUUCCCAUACUUUUCUCUUCCCCAGAAUGAAUUAAAUUAUUGAAUUAAUCUAUUUAUACUGAUAUAUUGAUUUAGUACAUUGAUAUUUAUUAUACAUAAGGAUAGAUUUAUUUAUAGUUUUGACAUUUUAUAAGGCAAAUGUAGGAUUUUCCUUUUCAGACUGUGAAACUCUGUUUCUUAUUCUCAUUCUUGUUUUAUUUUCUUCACCUUAUUUAGGUGAAUUUCCCUAAUUUAUUUGCUAUUUAGUAUUAUUUAUUUAGUAACAAUGAAUAAACAGACAAAAUA
Molecule: messenger RNA, 3435 nt
Organism: Penaeus chinensis
Lineage: Eukaryota; Metazoa; Arthropoda; Malacostraca; Decapoda; Penaeidae
Exons: 18
Coding region: 190-2781 (863 amino acids)
Biological process (GO): replication-born double-strand break repair via sister chromatid exchange; synaptonemal complex assembly; mitotic sister chromatid cohesion
Cellular component (GO): synaptonemal complex; cohesin complex
Molecular function (GO): chromatin binding; protein binding
Source: RefSeq, a predicted model, not a curated record